AUGGCGAAUCCACAUGAACCUCAUUUCUUUAAGCCGCUGCUUCCUGGUUUCCAAAGUGGCGUCACAAUACCACUUGCCUUCUUCUCAAAGCACAUAGAAGGGAAGACGAACCAGAAAACAUGGAAACUAAGAUCAGACGCUUCAGAUCAAACUUGGGAAGUGAUACAAGAAGACAGGACACUCACCAGAGGUUGGAAAGAUUUCACCACAGCACAUGACCUUCAAAUCGGUGACCUUGUCAUCUUCAAACACGAAGGAGACAUGGUGUUUCAUGUCACUCCUUUUGGUCCUAGCUGUUGUGAGAUUCAGUAUACACAUCCUCACAUCAUCAAGGAAGAAGCCGACGCGGGUGAUGCUGAUGACAAUGAGAUUAGUAAGUCUUGA
Molecule: messenger RNA, 384 nt
Organism: Brassica oleracea var. oleracea
Lineage: Eukaryota; Viridiplantae; Streptophyta; Magnoliopsida; Brassicales; Brassicaceae
Product: B3 domain-containing protein REM9-like
Exons: 2
Coding region: 1-384 (127 amino acids)
Molecular function (GO): DNA binding
Source: RefSeq, a predicted model, not a curated record